Drosophila bipectinata is the source of this 3290-nucleotide messenger RNA. RefSeq lists its product as uncharacterized. Lineage: Eukaryota; Metazoa; Arthropoda; Insecta; Diptera; Drosophilidae. The record is from RefSeq and is a predicted model, not a curated record.
UAUAUUUAUAUCGCGUCGCGCGGUCUUUCGGUUUGGUCGUGUUGUCGGUUGUCUGGUGGGUUGUCGCUUGUCAGGUUGCAUGUUAUCAGUUGUAUGUUGCUGCCGCUUGUGUUGCUGUCGUUGAGUGCGUCUCUAGCAAAGCCGCCAAACAUUUAUGCAACACCGCCAAAAUAAAAACAACACCAACCUACCAAGGGACGUACUCUGUUCACAACCUGAGGUCCGUGUGAGAAAACCAUGCCUAUCUGCAAAAGCUCACAGGUAACAGCCAGCAAGAAAACCGCCACGGACAUAUCCGCCGACCACGUGACGGAAGCCGCCCAGGUCCAGAGGACCCGGGAGCAGGCCUACUUCAACUCCUACGACUUUGAUGCAAUCGAAGUGCUGCCCUACGACGAGGAGGACGACGACACGGGUGGCACGAGUCAGGGCCGGAGCAGGAGCCGCAGCCAGAGUAGGAGCCAGAGCCGGAGUGGAAGCAGCAGUAGUCGGAGUAGCAGUGCCAGGAGCUACUCGGCAGCCCACGAUCCGAAUGGAGUUGGCAAAUUCGCGUACCUGCAACGGCUGGGAGCUUUCUUCGCCCGGAAUGGAGGCAAUGGUGGAGCAGGAGGGGCUGGAGCUGCCGGAGAAGGAGUCUCUUCCACCACGGGAGGCAGUGGAGCAGCAGCUGGCCUGAAACCCACCAGUAGUAGUGAAAAUUUCCUGCUACCCCGCGCCAUGCUCAAGUAUCAAAGCACGGCGACAACACUGAGUGCAACAUCUGCUGCACCAACAGCGGCAGUGGCAACAACAGCUCCGAUGCCAUUGAAAAAGAAUGGUAUGGAGCACGAGGUGUCCAGCGGCGGCGGGGAGCGGAGCAAGAAGUGCUCAGUGGCCUCCAAUGUCAGCAGCACACAUACUUCGGACUCGGGACUGCCGACCACUGCCGCAACUGCAACAUCUGCGGCGAAUACAUCGGGAGAAUCUGGGGUGGCAGGAGGAGCCACAGCGUCCGAGGCGCAAGGCGGCGGUGGCUCGCACUAUUCCACGGACAAAAGCGGCUCGUCCGGUUAUUACAGCUCGAACGUCUGCUCCACAUACUCGCUGGACGAGCACAUCUACUGCGAACCGGUCAUCGGCGGCCAGGAGAAGAUCAAGAGUGUGGCCGCCAGGCAACGUUUGCGGCCACCUCUCCAGCUGCCGUCGAUGGCGCUGCGGGAGGUAGCGGCAGCAGAAGCUGUGGCAGUAGCCGCCGCACCACCCCAUGUGGAUGCCACUACGUCGGGGGAAAACUCGUCCCCAGUAAAGAGUCAGCGCUCGGACAUGCAAGAUGCAGCCGGAGCUGCCGCAAGCAGUGAGAGCGAGACGCGGGGCGAGGGGCUGCUGCUGCACCACUACAGCGACAAGCUGCGCAUCCUGGAGACGAGCAUCGAGAACCUGGAUCGCCAUCUAAAGACCUUCCCCUGCCUGUACGCCCGAGAGCACAUCGUGAGCUUCAUGCAGGCUACAUCGCCCCAAGCCCUGGACAUCGGAGAGAAGCUGAAGGCCUAUAACCAGCUGCCCACCAUCCUGGAGCAGCAGCAGCAGCAACUGUCGGACGAUUCCCUGCUGGACAUUGAUCUGGACGCCUUCCUACUGGCCCCAAAUGGGCCGGUGCAGCGCGGCAUCGAUAAUCCCAGCUUUCUGAAUGACGAACAGCUGGCGGAGAACAACUACAAGUGCGCCAAGUACAUAAAUUCCUGUCCAGAAGAUGCCUAUCGUCUGGAGAGCGAAAGGGGAGGAGUGGCCGGAGGUCCAGGAAGGGGUGCUGCAGCUGGAGAUGCUGGCUCCGAGACCUAUGCCAAGCGCUAUGAGGAUCAGUUGCAUUUCCAGAAUACCCGAGAGUUGCUGGAAGACGUUCGUGAUAAGAUACGCCUUCUCUCCCGGGCCACGCCCCAGUCCUCGGCGGCGCCCACGCCCUCCGUGACCCCGCCCCCGGAUGUGCCCAAGGAGCUGGAGGGCAUGAUCCACACCCUGAAGCAGGAGCUGGAGUCCUACCUUCAGCGGAUGAACCAGCACAGUGAGCUGGAGCUCCGGCAACUGAGCAGCGGACUGGGGCGCCAGCAGCACGUGGUGAGGAUGCAGAACGCCCUCGAGCGGAGGCGCAGCUGUGCCGACCUCCAGCUGAACGCCUAUGAAGCAGUGCGCGACGGAGUCCUAAUCUCGGCCAGCGGCAAGCCGCUAAGUGUCCGGGAACAGAUCAUGACCAUACGCUGUGCCAGCGACCCCAACUUCAAGAUGAAGCGCAAGUCGAUUGCCGAGAUCUUCCCGGCCGCCGAGUGCUAUGUGGAGUCGGAGGUGACCACCACCAGUCUGUCGCGCAGCACCACGCCCACACCCGCCUCCACGCCGCAACUAGAACUGGAGGCCCUGCAUCCCAAUCACGGAAUAUCCACUACCACGGUGGUGACGCAGAUGCAGCGGAAUCUUACCUUCCACAAGCCCAUUCUGGCCGGUCAGGGAGCUGGGAAUGUGAACACCACUGGAGCAUGUGCGGGCGCUGGAGGAGGCAAGGGAGGUGAUAGGGACAGCAUCACCGAGUGGCACCGCAAGAAGCCGAGCAUCUGGGAGAUGUACUAUGGAACGAAUCGGUUGCAUCAGUCGCUACUCGGCAAGCAGCGAAGUGGAGGCGAACUGGUCAUCAGCAGUGCCCAGCCGACACUGUCCUAUCCAUCCUCUCGUCCUGAAUCGGACUUCACUCUCGACCUGCCCCGGGCCGAGCAGCUGCGCCUGAAAAUGGAAAAGGAAAAGAAGUUCCGCCAAAGAUGCCGCUUCAUUACCACCUUCCUUAGCCUGGUGUUCUUCCUACUAACCGUAAUGGUGGUCAGUCUGGUCUUGACCCGCGGCAAACGGAUGUUCGGCAGCAUGAUCUGAUAUCGUCCAAAUCCGACUCUGCACCACAGCGCGAUAGCAGAGAGCGCGAAUAUUACAAACUACAGUGCCAACCACAAAUGUAACACUUUAGCGAAGCUCAAGAUUAGAGUUAUUGGUAGUCAUAAGCUCCACCUGGUAUUUUUGUGGCAGGGCAGGACGACACAACCGCAGUCGCAGUAUUGUUAAUAAAUUAUUUAUGUGAUCCUAGUUCGUAAGUCCAAGUGAGUGCAUUUCUUUGUGUGUACGAGUGUACUGCCUGUAUCCAGCCUAGAGUUUGUGUAGAAACCCAUAAUUAAGCCUAUUAAAAUGUAUUAUGUCUAAGUGUAAUGUAUGUUAAAGAAAAAAAAUAAGAGUCUUGUGAAAGUGUCGAAAAUAAACAGAAUAUGAAGUACAUUUAA